Messenger RNA from Paramacrobiotus metropolitanus, 2591 nucleotides. RefSeq names its product malonate--CoA ligase ACSF3, mitochondrial-like. The record is from RefSeq and is a predicted model, not a curated record. Gene Ontology annotation, molecular function: medium-chain fatty acid-CoA ligase activity. Gene Ontology annotation, biological process: fatty acid metabolic process. NCBI's taxonomy places the organism in Eukaryota, Metazoa, Tardigrada, Eutardigrada, Parachela, Macrobiotidae.
GCCAGCUUGUCUGCUUGUUGUUGCAUUGUUGCUUUUCUUGGAUUUCUUGUGAUCUUAUCUUUAUUUUUGUCCAAAUUUUGUUGGGGCCUGAUUUAGUUUCCCCGCAAUUUUAAUAUCUCCAGAUAUUCUUAAUAAUAAUAAGAAUGCUUUUCCACGGUAAAAGUAUGCUUAGGACGCGAGCUUUGUAAAUUCGUUACGUUAACUGUUCAGAUUGUUGCGGUUGUGGUUGGAAGAUCUCUUGCCUUUGAGAUAUCGUUUAGCGACUUCUGCAGCAGAACGUGAAAAUGCUGCAACUGCAGCGCUGCUGGAGUUUGGCCAAGACAUCCGGUUUUAGAGUGCGAACUGUACUGCGAAAGACUCAGCUGGAAUCUUUGGCUUAUUGUCGCCUGAAUUAUGCCAGUCUUAGUCAUGCUACUCCGCUUCGCAAAGCCGUCGAUGUGGAGCAUGUGGAGAAUCCCGAUGGAACUUGCAGCCAUGCUAAUCAAGCUCAGACUGCUACCAGCUGGCAUGCAGCCUUAACUUGCCCUAGCUAUUCCAGCAAAGAAGCCUACAGGGAUUCCUCACGCUCCUUUUCCUAUCAGGAUGUUGCCUCGGCGGCUUAUGCUAAUCACCUGAAACUGGAAGAGGAUUUCAAGGUAGAGAAGACCAUUAAGUCCAAGAGCAAGACACUGCAUGGGAAGCGCAUCGCCAUCUAUACUCCCCACGAUGUUUCCUUCGUCAUAAGUUUGUGGUCUACAUGGCUAUCAGGUGGAAUUGCCGUUCCAUUGGGUAUCAAGCAUCCGGAACCACAAUUGGAGUAUUUCUUGAAGAAUUCAGACACGUCGGUGAUAUUUUGCUCAGAAGAAACCCGGCCCUCAGCGGAACGCAUCGCCAAGGCCUGCGGCGCUGAAAUCCUCCCGAUUAAGCCAAUUUUUCCUGUCUCCAAUCCCGAGGAAUUACGCCGGGCAAUUACUCCGCUGACUCCGCCAGAGGAUGACGCUGCCUUAAUUCUGUACACCAGCGGCACCACCGGACAACCCAAGGGUGUUCUCUGGAAACACAAAGCGCUGACUGGACAAGUGGCCUCCAUGACUGAAUCCUGGCGGUGGUCAUCGGAGGAUACACUGCUCCAUGUUUUGCCUUUGUAUCAUCUGCACGGCUUGGUCAAUGGACUCAUAACGCCCCUAUCAUGUGGCGCGGCUGUGUGGAUGGAGCCCGAAUUUAAACCGGAAACGGUGUGGAGACAUCUGCUCAGCACGCAACAGAAUCGAGUUAAUGUAUUCACCGCGGUGCCGACCAUUUAUGUUAAGUUACUGGAGUAUUAUAAAGCUCAUCGUAAUAAACUGCCCAGUGAGAGCGAAGUGAAACGCAUCUGUCUUUCCAAAAUGCGCUUGAUGAUAAGUGGUUCUGCUCCGCUGCCGGACAGUGUUUUCCGGGCUUGGGAAAAUUUGACUGGGCAUAAACUCCUAGAGCGAUAUGGAAUGACGGAGACUGGCAUGAUUUUAACCAAUCCCUUAAAUGGUCCACGGCUGCCGGGCACUGUAGGACAACCCUUUCCGAAUGUGGUUACACGGAUUGUGCCUGUGAAAGAGAAAGAAAAUGCAGUACCCAAGGAGGGUGAUAAACCUACAGAAAAGCCUACCUUUUUGGAAAACUUGAAGAAACACGCUGGCAAAAGUAAGGAGUCAAAAGAAGAUAAGGAAGCUAAAAAUGAAGACCACAUAAAGCAUGUCACUACGGAGAGGUUGGAUGAACCGGUGGUCGGCGAACUUCAGGUUUCGGGUCCCAAUAUUUUCAGUGGAUACUGGAACAACGAAAAAGCCACCCGCGAAUCAUUCAGCGAUGAUGGUUGGUUUCGUACGGGCGAUACCGCCGAGUUGCGAAAUGGUGUGUACCGUUUGCUUGGUCGUACCUCGACAGAAAUUAUUAAAUCGGGAGGUUACAAGCUGAGCGCAUUGGAUAUUGAGCGGCGGUUAACUGAGCAUCCCAGCGUUGCGGAAUGUGUUGUGUUUGGUGUACCGGAUGCCGUAUGGGGUGAGAAGGUGGUAUCGUAUAUCUUGCUGAAUGAUAAGCCGUCCGAAGAGUUUCUGAGUAAUGAUGCAGAAAGAAUUCAUAAGGCCGUUGCCGAAUGGAUAACCCAAAUGCUCCCCGCGUAUCAUGCACCCAGAGAGAUCAGAAUUGAGGAAAUUACUCGAAAUCAAAUGGGAAAAGUUAACAAGAAGGAACUUGUAAAAGAAUACCAGGCUAGCACCACUGCUGCUAAAGACCAGUCGACCACUCCAAGUGCUAAGGACGCAUCUCCGAAAGCUAGUUGAUUGAAUGUUUGUUUCUGGCGCAUUAUAGUGAUUAAUCUUCUGACGGAUGACAGUGUCGUUCCAGGAUGUUUCUGGAUGUUGAUGGUGGUAUAGAGUGUUUAUUGAUAGAAAAGCAUAACUUAAAUUUAGUACUAAACUACGUACUAAGCAAGUUUUUAAAGAGGAGCGAUGCGUGCAUUGUGCCAGUUGUUCAUCGCAUUCUGUUUUUGGUUGUUGCAGUUCCGAUGCACGGUAAAGUCAAACAAUUAGCUUAUCUGUACAAAAUUUGAAACAAGAUAAAGGGUAAUAGGGCAAGUA